GCGACCUGCUCCCGGCUGACGGCAUCCUCAUCCAAGGCAACGACCUGAAGAUCGACGAGAGCGCGUUGACGGGGGAGUCCGACCACGUCCGCAAGGCGGUCGACAAGGACCCCAUGCUGCUCUCGGGCACCCACGUCAUGGAGGGCUCGGGGAAGAUGGUGGUGACGGCUGUGGGGGUCAACUCGCAGACCGGCAUCAUCUUCACCCUGCUGGGCGCCGGCGGGGAGGAAGAGGAGAAGAAGGAGAAGAAAGGGAAACCGCAGGACGGGGCUGUGGAAAACAUCCAGAACAAAGCCGAGGGGGAGCGGAAGCGGAGCAGCGGCCCCAAGAAGGAGAAGUCGGUGCUGCAGGGCAAACUGACCAAGCUGGCCGUGCAGAUCGGCAAGGCAGGGCUGGUGAUGUCAGCGGUGACGGUGAUCAUCCUGGUGCUGUACUUUGUCAUCGAGACCUUCGUGGUGGAGGGCCGGGCCUGGCUGGCCGAGUGUACCCCCGUCUACGUCCAGUACUGGGUCAAGUUCUUCAUCAUCGGCGUCACCGUCCUCGUGGUGGCCGUCCCCGAAGGGCUGCCGCUGGCCGUCACCAUCUCCCUUGCCUACUCCGUCAAGGUCAGUCCCCGCCGACCCCCGUCCCAUCCCACCGCCCGUCCCCUGCCGUCCGUCUGGUCCUCCGUCUAUUCCCCUCCACGGCAGGUGGGCAACAAGACGGAGUGCGCGCUGCUGGGGCUGGUGCUGGCGCUGCGGCGGGACUACGAGGCUGUGCGGGCCCAGGUGCCCGAGGAGCGGCUCCACAAGGUCUACCCCUUCAACUCGGUGCGCAAGUCCAUGAGCACCGUCACCCGCCUGCCUGCCGGCGGCUUCCGCCUCUACAGCAAGGGUGCCUCCGAAAUCCUCCUGCGCAAGUGCUGCGCCAUCCUGGGGGGCGGCGGGGAGGCGCGGGCCUUCGGGCCGCGGGACCGCGAGGACGUGGUGCGGAAGGUGGUGGAGCCCAUGGCGGCGGCGGGGCUGCGCACCCUCGCGCUGGGGGCACUGGGAGCCCAGGGCAUCGCGGGGACGGAUGUGGCGAAGGAGGCGUCCGACAUCAUCCUGACGGACGACAACUUCUCGAGCAUCGUCAAGGCGGUGAUGUGGGGUCGCAACGUCUACGACAGCAUCUCCAAGUUCCUCCAGUUCCAGCUCACCGUCAACGUGGUGGCCGUCAUCGUGGCCUUCACUGGGGCCUGCAUCACCCAGGACUCACCCCUGAAGGCCGUGCAGAUGCUCUGGGUCAACCUCAUCAUGGACACCUUUGCCUCGCUGGCACUGGCCACCGAGCCGCCCACAGAGGCCCUGCUGCUGCGGAAACCCUAUGGGCGCAACAAGCCCCUCAUCUCCCGCACCAUGAUGAAGAACAUCCUGGGCCACGCCGCCUACCAGCUCGUCAUCAUCUUCACCCUCCUCUUCGUCGGUACGUGGCCGCGGGCCGAGACUGCGACGUUGGGGGAGGACGCGCCCGUGCACGUGGCCCCCUCCGAGCACUACACCAUCAUCUUCAACACCUUCGUCAUGAUGCAGCUCUUCAACGAGAUCAACGCCCGCAAGAUCCACGGCGAGAGGAACGUCUUUGACGGCAUCUUCGCCAACCCCAUCUUCUGCUCCAUUGUCCUGGGCACCUUCGCCAUCCAGAUCGUCAUCGUGCAGUUUGGGGGAAAGCCCUUCAGCUGCUCCCCCCUCAGCGCCGAGCAGUGGCUGUGGUGCCUCUUCGUGGGGGUUGGCGAGCUCGUUUGGGGGCAGGUGUGUACUGGGGGCCCCACAUCCGAGCACCCCAAAACCUCCCCGUACUGGGGACCCAGGUGUCCGAGCACCCCAAAACCCCCUGUAUUGGGGACCCAGGCAUCUAGGCACCCCAAAACCCCCCAUACCAGGGACCCAGAUGUCCGAGCACCCCAAAACCCC
Messenger RNA from Struthio camelus australis, 1931 nucleotides. The record is from RefSeq and is a predicted model, not a curated record. Lineage: Eukaryota; Metazoa; Chordata; Aves; Struthioniformes; Struthionidae.